This is a messenger RNA of Solanum verrucosum, 1173 nucleotides long. RefSeq lists its product as uncharacterized. Bases 1 to 1173 code for a protein of 390 amino acids. The record is from RefSeq and is a predicted model, not a curated record. NCBI's taxonomy places the organism in Eukaryota, Viridiplantae, Streptophyta, Magnoliopsida, Solanales, Solanaceae. The transcript is spliced from 3 exons.
AUGGUUGAUCAACAAGUUGAUCCAAUUCCAAGUGGUUCUACAUCCACAGUUAGGAUUGAGAUUCCUAGUCCUUUCUAUCUACACCCUUCCGAGAAUGCAGGUUCAUCUCUAUUACUUGGAGUUUUUGAUGGUACUGGUUAUAGAUCCUGGAGGAGAGCUGUUCUUAGGGCCUUGUCAGUUAAGAGCAAGAUAGGUUUUAUCAAUGGGGAAGUUGUAAAACCAAAUCCAGAUGAUCCUAGCUUCCAGCAGUGGGAGAGGUGUGAUGAUAUGGUAACCUCUUGGAUUUUGAAUUCCUUAUCACCAGAUCUAAGGGAUAGUCUGCAGUACGUUAACAAUGCACAGGAAUUAUGGGCUGAAUUGGAAGAAAGGUAUGAUCAGACUAAUGGCUGCACCUUGGAUGUUACUGGAUACUACACAAAGAUGAAGAAACUUUGGGAAGAGAUGAGCACUGUCGAUGUAAGCUCUCAAUGUAGUUGUGUUUGCACUUGUGGUGGUAAGAUAAGGUUGGUCAAAGCUGAACAAGAUAGAAGACUUAUACAAUUCUUGAUGGGACUGAAUGAAAUGUACACUGUCAUCAGAGGAAACAUUCUCAUGAUGAGUACCCUGCCUAGUAUGGCACAAGCUUUUGCCAUUUUGUCUCAAGAGGAAAAACAGAGGGAAGUAAGACCUCACAACCACACAGCUUUGGACUCAACUUCACUGAAUGCUCUUGCCAGUAGUACAGGAUCUAAGGGAGGCCCCAGAACAAACUACAAUUCCUCUAAAGGGAGCACAGGAGUCUCUGGGAAUUUGAAUAACACAAAUGUGUUUAGAGGUAAUUCUAGCACCAGCAGGAGUUCCUUGUUUUGUGAUUUCUGCAGGAGAACGGGUCACACAAGAGAAAGAUGCUACAAACUUCAUGGAUAUCCAUCCAACUCAAAGUUUUCCAAGGGGAAGAGUGUUGGUUCUGCAGCAAAUAUGUGCACCUCUGAGAAUGAUAGGAACCACUGUGAAGAAGACCCUGAGUUGAGGAAACAAAUGCCUUUGAACUUGUCCAAAGAUCAGUAUGAACAACUGCUCAAUCUUUUGGGAUUCCUGCAGGUUGGACAUGGAGCUCCUAACUCAGACAACAUGCUAAGUGGAGCUGUGAAUCUGGCAGGGCCCUUCUCUGAAGAGCCCUCUAGAACUUGGUAG